GAGAACUUGAGACCCAUAAAGCAGCGGAAAGAGGGGAGAAAAUUCCCCUGUUUUUUCAAAACAUUUUUUUACGUAUUUCCAAAGAUGUUAUUCUUUUAACAACUCUGUUUCACGACUUUCUGCAACAAGGAAACAAAGUAGCUACCAUUUUCUCUCUGAAACUUCAACUGGGUUUUAAUCCCUUUCACAUUCAGUUUCUUCAAACCAUUCUCUCUCUCCUCUCUCGGUGCCUAGAGUGAGAAAAUGGGCAGAAUAAUUAGGUGGCUCAAAGGUUUGUUUGGAAUAAAGACCAAAGACAAACACCAAAAACCAAUUUCUGAUUCCGGCGACUUCAAAGACAAGAAAGGCUCGAGCUUUGGGAGGGAGGAUGCAGCCGCAACCCUGCUCUGCCACAGCCCCGCCACCAUCCCGCCCAACAUUUCGCCGUCCGAGGUGGCUUGGCUGAGAUCCCACUACACAGAAACAGAGAAGGAGCAGAACAAGCAGGCAAUUGCCGUGGCGGCAGCCACGGCCGCUGCUGCCGACGCUGCGGUUGCAGCGGCAAACGCCGCCGUGGCGGUUGUCCGCCUCACGAGUCAUGGUAGAGGCACCAUGUUCGGCGGCGGGAGAGAGAGAUGGGCCGCUGUCAAAGUUCAAACUUGUUUCAGAGGCUAUUUGGCUAGAAAAGCUCUAAGAGCUCUGAAAGGACUGGUGAAGUUGCAGGCAUUAGUGAGAGGGUACUUAGUGAGGAAGCAGGCGACUGCAACUCUCCACAGUAUGCAAGCUCUAAUCCGAGCUCAAGCAACUGUUCGUUCUCAUAAAAAUCUGGGGCUGAUCAGCAUUGAAUCCAGCAACAGAUUUGAAAUCCGUGCACGAAAAUCCAUGGAGAGAUUUGGUGACAGCAGGAGUGAGCAUACAGCUCCAUCCCACAGCAGAAGGCUCUCUGCUUCUAAUUUGGGUGACAAUAAUUUCAACGACAUUGAUGAAAGUCCCAAGAUUGUUGAGGUUGAUACAGGCAGCAGGCCGAAAUCCAGGUCCCGGAGAACAAACACUGGUUCCGCAUCCGGAUUCUCCGACGAUACGACUUAUCAACGAGCAUUGUCUUCUCCAAUCCCGUAUCCGGGUACUCCUGCCCGGCUAUCAAUCCCCGACAGCCGGAACUACCAAGACUACGACUGGGCGCUUUCCGUGGAGGAAUGCAGGAUGAUCUCUUCGGCACAAGGCACGCCACGGUUAGUGAAUUCCUGUGGCGGAGGGGCUACCAGCAAUGCCUCCGGCACGCCUUCAAAGAGUGUUUGUAACGAGAAUUAUUUUAGAGGGUAUUCGCCGAAUUACAUGGCGAGCACUCAGUCGUUCAAGGCGAAGUUGCGGUCUCAUUCUGCUCCGAAACAGAGGCCGGAGCCGGGGGCGAAAAAGCGGCUUUCGCUGAACGAAAUGUUGGCGUCAAGGAAUAGUUUGAGUGGGGUUAGGAUGCAGAGGUCCUGCUCGCAAGUGCAGGACGCCAUUGUUUUCAAGAAUGCUGUGAUGGGGAAGCUUGAGAGGUCCUCUGGAUUUUGGUAGUUGCAGGCAUGUAAUGAUCGGAAACAGGGGAUGUAAUACUAGAAAAUGUGAUUGUAGAUUAAAAAAAAGGUUAACUGUUAUUAAUGAUAUAUUAUGGCAGGGUUUGAUCUGA
Pyrus x bretschneideri (Chinese white pear) is the source of this 1651-nucleotide messenger RNA. RefSeq names its product protein IQ-domain 26-like. Gene Ontology annotation, molecular function: protein binding. Bases 244 to 1539 code for a protein of 431 amino acids. The transcript has 3 exons. NCBI's taxonomy places the organism in Eukaryota, Viridiplantae, Streptophyta, Magnoliopsida, Rosales, Rosaceae. The record is from RefSeq and is a predicted model, not a curated record.